Molecule: messenger RNA, 2019 nt
Organism: Batrachochytrium dendrobatidis JAM81
Lineage: Eukaryota; Fungi; Chytridiomycota; Chytridiomycetes; Rhizophydiales
Exons: 3
Coding region: 1-2019 (672 amino acids)
Biological process (GO): phosphatidylinositol dephosphorylation
Cellular component (GO): endoplasmic reticulum
Molecular function (GO): phosphatidylinositol-4-phosphate phosphatase activity
Source: RefSeq, a predicted model, not a curated record
AUGGGCCAACAUGAUGGUUGCAUGACGCUUGGAGAAUCUCAGGACAUGUACACUCCAAACACGGACAAGGUUCUUUCAGAGUUGACAUAUUAUGGUAUCGUUGGACACUUGGAUCUUGGAUUCAUCAAAUACAUUUUUGUCGUGGUGGAUCGUGACUUGGUUGCAACCAACAUCCAGCAAACUGUUCAUGUUUGGCAUAUUCGUGAUGUUAAGCCGAUAGUGGUGUUUAAAAGUUCAAUAUCGCCUAGUUUACGCGAGGAAGAGCACGAAAGAAUAUGCCUAAGACUUAUCAAGGACGAGUACUGUGCUGGAAACAAGUACUAUUCUUUGGAUAUGGAUCUAGCCAAUGGAUCACUAUCAGGGUUUGAAAAUAGUUUAAACUACUCCAGAUCCAGCACGAACGCACAUUCCUUUUUCUCGCAUGCCAAUGAUCAAUAUGUGUGGAAUAAGCAUAUGUUGCGUAUUUUUGUUGACAAGGGGACCGAUGCAUUUGUGACACCAAUAAUAUGCGGCCAUGUAGGAUCCAUGGUGACCAGCAUUCAAAACAUAUCAGUGUCUGUUUUUUUGAUAUCCAGGAUCAAUCGCCAUCAAGCUGGAGCUCGAUAUUGGUGUCGUGGAGUAGACGAGUUUGGACACUCGGCAAUAGAAGUGGACACCAAUGUUUUGGUAGUGCACGACCACGGCAUAUCUUCGUUUUGUAUGAUUCGUGGAUCUGUGCCACUGUUUUGGAAUCAAAAAAACGUUACAGAACCGUUUUGCGAGCCACCAAUCGAUCUCAGUCAAGUUCAGUCAAACGAGUCCAUGGACGCAAUGAGUCAUCAUUUUGAGCAUCUAUUACAAAGUUAUGGUCAAAAGAUAUACGCUGUUGACCUGCUCAACUGUCGCGAUCACAACAGCGAUACCGCCAAAUUAAGCCGAGCAUAUGAAAAGGCUUUGAUUGGGUUUCAUGGUGACAAUGUGGCUUACCUUCGACAGCAAGCACCAACUAAUUUGAAGACAAGUCAGCGUUUGAUGCGGAUUUUGGAUGAUAUUCUUUGUGAGCACAAGUAUAAUCGCAUUGAUGAUAGAGUCAGUAGUACGGUAAUCAACUGCAAACAACAGGCAGUAAUUCGGUUCAAUUCGCUUGAUUGCGUAGAUGAAGUUAGUUUGGCACAUUAUCAUGUAUCAAGCUACAUUUUUCGACAAAUUAUGUGCGAUCUGGCAGGAUGUGAAUCGCAUCUUCAAGACUUGAAUUUUGACACUGAUCGAUCUUGGAGGAAGCUAUGGAUCGACAACUCAAACAUGCUUAGCCAAUAUUACACCGGAACGUCAAUGAUAUGCACGCAUCUGCUAUCUCUAGAAGUGGGAUGGACAAUACCUGCUUCAUUGAAACUCAUUGGCAUUUGGCUGUCAAGAAAAUAUAUGGGUCAUUUUCAAGAUUUUGCUCGUCAAGAUGGACUAGAGUUGUUCAUGGGAAAUCAGGAUGACCAUCGUAUCGGGUUUUUGACACCACAAUCAUCCAAGAGUGAAUUGAUGAAAGAAAAUACAAUUCCACCAAAGAACACACCCGAUUUGAUUAGCCAGCUCAGCACGUCAUUUAUUCAUCUCAAUCAUGAAAGGUCGGAAAAUAUCCCCUAUAGCAGAAGUUUUGUCAAAAAAGAUAUAGCGGAUCAGAUUAAUCUGCGACAGCGAUUGACAUACCACGAAUUAUCACAGCCUUGGCAUCUUUCAAUUAUACUUGUAGCACGAAAGUUUACUGCACCAAGGAAAAUUACAACGUAUAUCGAAUUUGUGCUAGCAGUAGUAUGGCUAUUCAUUUAUACAGUUUCAGCCAAGAUUUUUGGAUAUUACUCAAAGCUUUUGAUUCGACGCCCACGAAAGGAUAUUGAUCAAGAUGCAUUGCCUGUAUGUGCUGUUCCACCUCCACAUGGGAUUGCAGUCAAGUUUGGUCGAGUAAAAAUGGAUCAAUUUGGGCAAUUCUACGAGUCGGACAUGAGCAAAACUCAUUCGUUUUCGCCAUCGUUUGGAUCAGGCCGUUGA